Messenger RNA from Xenopus laevis (African clawed frog), 3379 nucleotides. It is a transcript of the gene myo1h.S, whose product is annotated as unconventional myosin-Ih-like. The transcript has 31 exons. The record is from RefSeq and is a predicted model, not a curated record. NCBI's taxonomy places the organism in Eukaryota, Metazoa, Chordata, Amphibia, Anura, Pipidae. The coding region runs from base 25 to 3096 and encodes 1023 amino acids.
CAGGGAGGAAAAGAGAAUGCGCGAAUGCACAUGGAAGGGUCUUUGUCUGCACGGGACAAAGUUGGUGUACAGGACUUUGUUUUGUUGGAUUCCCACACCAGCGAAGCAGCGUUCAUGGACAAUCUACGCAAGAGAUUCCAGGAGAAUCUCAUUUAUACAUACAUAGGAACCAUGCUGGUGUCUGUGAAUCCAUACAAGGAGCUUGAGCUGUACACCCAGAGACAGAUGGAACUGUACCAAGGAGUAAAUUACAUUGAGCUCCCACCACACAUAUAUGCAGUUGCUGCUAACGCAUACAGGGUAAUGUGUACAGAGCGUAAUAACCACUUUAUUCUUAUCUCUGGUGAAAGUGGUUCUGGCAAGACAGAGACCUCUAAGAAAAUCCUCCAGUUCCUAGCCAUAACAUGUCCAAUCACUAAGAAACUUCAGACAUUCAGAGAUCGUCUCCUUCUCUCUAAUCCUGUACUAGAGGCUUUUGGAAAUGCCAAAACAAUUCACAAUGACAAUUCAAGUCGAUUUGGAAAAUACAUGGAUGUGCAGUUUGACUACAAGGGAGCCCCCUGUGGAGGACACAUCCUGAGCUACCUGAUAGAAAAGUCACGUGUGGUUCAUCAGAAUCCUGGGGAGAGGAACUUUCACAUUUUCUAUCAACUGCUAGAAGGAGGAGAAGAUCAUCUGAUCAAUUGGUUGGGCCUGGACCGUAAUCCACAGAAAUACAGUUACUUGAUCCAAGGCGAGUGUGCCAAAGUAAGCUCUAUCUGUGACAAAACCAACUGGAAGCUUGUCCGUAGGGCAUUCACCAUCCUUGAAUUCACAGAAGCAGAUAUUGAGCACCUGUUUGGAAUAGUAGCCAGUGUUCUACAUCUGGGGAAUAUAAAGUAUGAAGAAGACACCCAUGGUCAUGCAAUCAUUAAGAAUGGAUCUCAGCUUCAGUGGAUAUCUAAGUUGCUUGGUGUUCCCGUAUCUCUUUUGCAAGAAGCACUGACAAAUAAAAAGAUUGAAGCUAGGUCAGAAGAGGUUCUCAGUCCUUUGAAUUUGGAGCUGGCUUAUUAUGCUCGUGAUGCCCUCGCCAAAGCUAUUUAUGGAAGGUCUUUCAAUUGGCUGGUCAACAAAAUUAAUAGCUCUCUGUCCAACAAGGAGUCACCACAGCAACCAGUUAUUGGACUCCUUGACAUUUAUGGAUUUGAGAUUUUGGAGACAAACAGCUUUGAACAGUUUUGCAUUAAUUACUGCAAUGAGAAGUUACAGCAGCUCUUUAUUUCUAUGACACUAAAGGCAGAACAAGAGGAAUAUAAAAUAGAGGGUAUUGAGUGGGAACCUGUUCAGUACUUUGACAAUAAAAUUAUCUGUGACCUAAUUGAGGAGAAGUACAAAGGGAUCAUUGCCAUAAUGAAUGAAGAGUGCUUGGGACCUGGGGAAGCCACAGACUUGAGCUUCUUAGCAAAACUGGAAGAGAAGGUUGGCGAUCACCCCCAUUUGUUAACACGCAAACUUGCAGAUCCCAUAGCCAGAAAAACCAUAGACUGGUUAGAUUUCAGGCUUAUCCACUAUGCAGGAGAAGUUACAUAUUGUGCAGUUGGGUUUUUGGAAAAAAAUAAUGACUUGCUCUACAGAAAUUCGAAAGAGGUGAUUCUGAAAUCUAAAAACUAUAUCUUAAGGGAUUGUUUUCAUUCCUCUGAGUUGGACAACAGGAGGAGGCCAGAGACUGUAACAACACAGUUCAAGAACACCUUGUCCUCCCUGAUAGAAAUCAUUCUGCUGAAGGAACCAACAUACAUCAGGUGUAUUAAGCCAAAUAACAACAAACAACCCGGAAAGUUUGAAGAUAUGCUCAUUCGCCAUCAGGUCAAGUACCUGGGCCUGAUGGAGCAUUUACGGGUCAGAAGAGCCGGAUUUGCCUAUCGAAGGAAAUAUGAGAUAUUCUUAGAGAGGUACAAAGCACUGUGUCCACAAACUUGGCCUAACUGGGCAGGCCCAGCCCGAGAAGGAGUAGAGAAACUAGUGAAAUACCUUGGAUACCAACCUAACGAAUAUAAGUUGGGAAGAACAAAGCUGUUCAUACGUUUUCCACGUACACUAUUUGCCACUGUGGACUCAUUUGAAAUAAGGAGGAAUCAGCUGGUUUCAAAAAUCCAAGCCAAAUACAAAGGGUGUUUAGGAAAAAGAGCUUUUGAGAAGAAGAAAAAAGCAGCUAUUAAGCUAGAGUCAUGCUGGAGAGGGGUACUAUCUCGUAGAGAAGCAAAGAAGCGUGCGUGGGCUGUGCAGACCAUCAGAAGGUUCAUUGUUGGAUUUAUCAACCGGAAGAAUGCAGAUGUAGAUUCAAACAAAAACUUCUCAAGCAUGAUGUAUUACAACUAUCUUUGGAAACUGAGGGAACAUGUGCCCAAAAAUUUGCUGGAUAAAACAUGGCUGACCCCACCAGUAGCCAUGGAAAAGACAUCAGAACUUCUACACAAGGUAUGCAUGAGAAACUUAGUGAGGAAAUACUACAGGACAGUCACCCCUCAGAAAACACACCAGCUGCAGCAGAAAGUUGUGACCAGUCAAAUCUUCAAAGGGAAGAAGGAGGGUUACAAACAAACUCUCAGCCAGCCUUUUGAAGAGACGCGUUUGAAUGAACAAGAUAUUAACCCAAAAGUUCUUCAGCUCAUGAAUAAUGACAGGAUUAAGUAUGGAAUAGCAGCAGUGAAAUAUGACAGACGUGGAUUCAAAGCUCGCCCCCGCCAACUCCUACUGACCCAGUCAGCGGUGUAUGUGACUGAGGAAGCCAAGAUUAAGCAGAAAAUCGAGUAUUCUAUGCUGAAAGGAAUCUCGGUCAGUAACCUGAGUGAUGGAUUCCUAAUCAUCCAUGUGUCCCCAGAGGGCAACAAGCAGAAGGGAGAUGCCAUAUUACAGUGUGACUACAUCUUUGAAGCAGUAACCAAACUGUGCAUGCUGGCUUCAAAGCUAGAUGCAGUUACUGUAGUCCAGGGAAGCUUAACCUUCAACUUCCAACGCAAAGAAGGCGUCAUUGAUUUUACACAUGGGGCUGAAGCACAAGUGUACAAAGCCAAGAAUGGGCACUUAACAGUGGCCACACCAAGAAUGAAAUCCUAACCUGAAACAUCGGCUCUUCAUCAUUAUGGCAAAAGGGACUGGGAGAAAUUCCCACUCACUCAACGCACAACAAUAAUCUAUGAACGUGCGCAGAAUCAUCCCGUAUCAUGUACUUUACAUCAACUUUGGAGAAUUGCUGAUAUUAUUAACAUAACUCUGAUGUCCUUCAACUAUUUACUAUAGUUUAAGGAUAUUUUUUUUUUCACUUUGGGAAAUUAAAGCUAUCCCAUGGUUUGGCAUCUUGUUUUCAAUAAAGCAAUAUCAACAUCUGUUUUAUACUUAA